AUGCCGAAGAUCACCGAGAUUCUCUUCGAUUGCGACAAUACUCUUGUCCUCUCCGAGGAAUUGGCCUUUGAAGCAUGUGCCGAUAUUGCAAAUGAAAUCCUCGAGAAGAACAAGAUCGACCAUCGCUACACUGGCGAUCAGCUCAUCGUCGACUUCGUUGGUCAGAACUUCCGUGGAAUGAUGGUUUCCCUCCAGGCCAAGUUCAACUUCGCUUUGAGCCCAGAGGAACUUGAAAGCUACGUGAAGGAGGAGGAAGACCGUGUCAUCGCCAAGCUCGUCGCCAAAGCCAAACCCUGCGUUGGAGCCACCGAAGAACUCGAAAAGCUCGCAAAGUCCGGCAAGUACGGCCUUGCCGUGGUCUCCUCCUCGGCGCUUCGCCGCGUCAGAGCCUCCAUCCAGAAGGUCGACCAGGAGAGAUUCUUCCACAAGGACCAUGUGUUCAGCGCUGCUACCUCUCUUGAGAAGCCAACCACCAAGCCAGACCCAGCAAUCUACCUGCACGCCCUCAAAGUACUCAAGAAGGAAGCCACUGAAUGCGUUGCCAUUGAGGACAGCAAGAGCGGUGCACUGAGUGCCAUUCGUGCUGGAAUCCCCGUCAUCGCCUACGUCGGAAGCUAUAACGGUACCACCAAGCAGACUGAGAUGGCCAAGGUUCUCCUUGACUUGGGCUGCAAGGUCGUCAUGAAGGACUGGGCUGAAUUCGAGAACUGCAUGGCUCAGAUCGAGGCUGCUUAA
Messenger RNA from Uncinocarpus reesii 1704, 735 nucleotides. RefSeq lists its product as uncharacterized. Bases 1 to 735 code for a protein of 244 amino acids. NCBI's taxonomy places the organism in Eukaryota, Fungi, Ascomycota, Eurotiomycetes, Onygenales, Onygenaceae. The transcript has 2 exons. The record is from RefSeq and is a predicted model, not a curated record.